UCCUGACCUGAGGACCGAGCAAAGAGUAUAAUGUUGACGCACAGCUGCGCUGUAUUUACACGGCGUUACAGCCUCUUUUAAGACUGCGUUCGGGAAGCGCGCUAUUAGCGCUAUUGCAGCAAUCUAUCUUUAUCGCUCAUCAGGUGUAAAACAAGGAUAAAAUAAGCAAAUAGCACUAAUAGCGUCUUCCCGAACGCACCUGCUUAAGCGUGUCCCGGAAUUGUUGUCCCCCGGAAUACCGAUGAAAGUGACUUUCUUUCUUAUAUACUUUCUCGCUUCCAACAGCAUCUUACGUUUCGUACACGAGAGAUCAGUUUCCUGCCGUCUGUCGCGCGUUUCAAACCUACCGUGUCUCCCGUUAAUUUACCUACUUAUACGAGGAUCAUUACGUUUGAUCAAUAUACAUAUAUGUACUCGUAUAAAAAUAAUACUGUAAAAUAGUGAAAAAAAAUAUGUUAUCAUUGUAAGUUAUUUCGUAACAAGCACGACGUAGAAAAUCUUUAAGAAAUGGGAAUUUUUGCACGACCGGUUCUGGAGAUUUCGGAUUCCCCGAAAGAGAUGCAGAGAACAGCGACCAACGUGUUGGCUCAAGCGCAUCAUGUAUCCAGAAUGAAACGGGGACAAGCGAUCGGCUCCGUUCGAGGAUUUCGCGGAUGUACAUUGUGGAUGACGGGGCUUUCUGGUGCCGGGAAGACCUCCAUCUCCUUUCAGCUUGAGGAAUAUCUCGUCUCUCAGGGAAUUCCCGCGUACAGCUUGGACGGUGACAACAUGCGCACUGGUCUGAACCGUAAUCUCGGCUUCAGCAAAGAAGAUCGCGAGGAGAAUGUACGUCGUGUUGCCGAGGUUGCGAGACUCUUCGCGGAUGCUGGCAUUGUUGCCCUCUGCAGCUUCGUGUCGCCGUUCGCGGAGGACCGGAAAAUAGCACGGGAAAUUCACGAAAACGCCAAUCUGCCCUUCUACGAGAUAUUCGUCGACGCGUCCCUCCAGGUCUGCGAGGCCCGCGACGUCAAAGGGCUCUAUAAGAAAGCACGUCAGGGUAUUAUUAAGGGUUUCACCGGUAUCGAUCAAAAUUAUGAUGUACCUACCGAACCCGAUCUCAUCGUCAACACGGAGAACGCGACUGUUCAACAAUCCACCGAUGUCGUCAUUAACUUUCUUCAGCGCAAAAAAAUUAUACCCAAGAUAUGCGAACUUGAGCAACCUUUUCUGGAAUUAUUUGUGAAAGAGGAUAGAUUGGACGAUGUCCGGAAAGAAAUGAAAACUCUUCCAACUUUGGAAAUUGGUAAGAUAGAUGUGCAAUGGUUGCAAGUUCUCGCUGAAGGAUGGGCGGCGCCGUUGAAAGGAUUUAUGAGGGAGAACGAGUAUCUUCAAGUGCAGCAUUUCAAUUGCCUAUUGUAUGAAAACGGUGUCCCAAUCAACCAAUCAAUUCCCAUUGUUCUUGCCGUGAGCACCGCUGAUAAAGAGCGCUGUUUCGACGCGGCUGCGCUCGUCCUCAGAUAUCAGGACAAAGAUCUCGCCGUUUUACGCAAUCCCGAAUUUUAUCUCCAUCGCAAGGAAGAACGUUGCUGCCGUCAAUUCGGCACAAAUAAUCCCGGACAUCCUUACGUCAAAUUAAUCCGAGACUCUGGUGACUGGUUGGUCGGCGGGGAUUUGGAAGUGCUCGAAAGGAUUAAGUGGAACGAUGGGCUGGACCAUUACAGACUGACGCCUAACGAGAUCAGGAUCAAGUGUCGGGAGAUUGGCGCCGACGCGGUGUUUGCUUUCCAACUGCGAAAUCCAAUACACAACGGACACGCGUUGCUAAUGCAGGAUACCAGGAAACGUCUCGAAGGGUAUGGCUACGAGAAACCAGUUCUUCUUCUUCAUCCCUUAGGUGGGUGGACUAAAGAUGACGACGUUCCCCUAUCGGUCAGAAUACAGCAGCACGAGGCUGUCCUCGAGGAGGGUGUCUUGCACGAGGAUACUAUACUCGCUAUCUUCCCUAGCCCUAUGUGCUACGCCGGCCCCACAGAAGUACAAUGGCAUGCCAAAGCUCGUAUGAUCGCAGGAGCAAAUUUCUAUAUUGUCGGACGAGAUCCUGCCGGCGUCCCUCAUCCUGAUAAAUCCGCCACGACAGACGGCAAUCUCUACGAUGCUACUCACGGCGCGCGAGUCCUUUCACUGGCGCCAGGUUUGCAGAAUCUCGAAAUUAUUCCUUUUAGAGUAGCUGCUUAUGACAUGAAAACGAAGAAAAUGUCUUUCUUCGAAGCUGAACGACAACAAGAUUUUAUUUUCAUUUCCGGUACCAAAAUGCGCAAUUUGGCAAAAAAUGGCGAAGAUCCUCCCGAAGGUUUCAUGGCACCGAAAGCGUGGAAAAUUGUUAUGAAAUAUUACCAAACUGCACUUACGUAAUUAAAAAGCGGACAGAAUAAAUAAUUAUUGUUUAUGUAUAGCUUUACAUAACUGACAUUGAUAUUGUAUAAAAUAUUGUAAAUUUUAAUAACACGCGCGCGGACAGUAAAUAAUAUAAUGAAAUAAAGUAUAUAGGUAUUAUAUAGGUAAACUAUGGAACUGCAAAAAUAAUGAAACAAAUUAUGCAUUUUCUUCUAGUCUAUUAUCUCUGGUAUAUCUUUAUUUAUUGCAUCGAAUGACACGGAAGGACAUUUUGUAACUUAAAUAUAUUCGACAAUCAAUCGAAAGUUGCCGAUAGAAAAUAUUCUGCCAUUUAAUCCGGUAUAUCUGCAAUAUAAUAUCCCACUGUUCUUAACUUUGCCUUGUACGUUUUAUUAUGAAAAAUAAAUGAAAAAUAAAAUGAAAAAUACAUUUGCUUGAGCAAA
This is a messenger RNA of Temnothorax curvispinosus, 2816 nucleotides long. RefSeq names its product bifunctional 3'-phosphoadenosine 5'-phosphosulfate synthase-like. The transcript has 7 exons. The coding region runs from base 508 to 2391 and encodes 627 amino acids. NCBI's taxonomy places the organism in Eukaryota, Metazoa, Arthropoda, Insecta, Hymenoptera, Formicidae. The record is from RefSeq and is a predicted model, not a curated record. Gene Ontology annotation, molecular function: adenylylsulfate kinase activity; sulfate adenylyltransferase (ATP) activity; ATP binding. Gene Ontology annotation, biological process: sulfate assimilation; 3'-phosphoadenosine 5'-phosphosulfate biosynthetic process.